Molecule: messenger RNA, 631 nt
Organism: Papilio machaon (common yellow swallowtail)
Lineage: Eukaryota; Metazoa; Arthropoda; Insecta; Lepidoptera; Papilionidae
Product: fatty acid-binding protein
Exons: 4
Coding region: 150-563 (137 amino acids)
Biological process (GO): fatty acid transport
Cellular component (GO): cytosol; nucleus
Molecular function (GO): fatty acid binding
Source: RefSeq, a predicted model, not a curated record
UAAUUAAAUACAGAUUGGAUUUACUAAAGGCACGAUUGUGGACUAGUUUACAACAAGAAAUCAGUCUGUCAGUGCGACAAGUUUAUAGUAGCUAUAACAUCGCAUUGUAGCUGACGUGUUGUGUUUAUUGCCGGGAAAAAUAUCGCAAAAUGGAUCAGAUUAUUGGAAAGAAGUACAAGUUGACAACGUCGGAUAAUUUUGACGAAUAUUUGAAAUAUAUCGGGGUUGGAUUCAUAUCACGAAAAGCAGCGAAUUCCGUGUCACCAAUUUGUGUAGUGACACAAAAUGACGACGGUUCGUAUACACUAGCUAUGAUGACUACAUUAAGAAACAUCUACACAACUUUUAAAUUGGAUGAAGAGUUCGAAGAAGAAAGAGCGGAUGGUACCAAGGUUAAGUCAACAAUCGUAUUUGAAGGCAAUAAAUUAAUACAAACUCAAAUAGAACCUAAUGGAAGAAAAUCAAUACACGUGCGGGAAUUCGCACCGAAAACUUUAACAGUGACAUCCACUGCAGAAGGAUGGAACGGACAAUGCGUUAGAGUGUACGAACUUGUUGAAUAAUUUAAUAUUUAUUUGUUUCGUUAGAAUAUUAUAACAUUUUCAUUAAGUUAUCUUAAGUGUGGAGUAGG